CAGUCAGACCCUUCGGCGGCUGCAUCGAGAGCAGAGGUGUCGGAGCAAUAGCGAGUGUUGUUCCAGCUUGGUUGGUUCUAGAACACGUUGUUCAAGAGGCUGAUCCACACACUGAGUGGAGAUUUUUCAGCAGGAUCAGUGGCUGUGUGGGAGCCAGAGCACCUGAGGCACAGCGGGAUGGCAGAGCUGUGGGGCUGGGCACGAUCCAGAGCGUUCCGCAGGGCCCCCAACAGCACUGCGAUGCCCGUCAGGGUGACCCAGAGGUCCCAGGACCAACAGCCUAAUGCCAAUGAGGCAUUGCACAAUGGAAGUGUGCAGAAUGUCAAAUUGUAUAACCCACUUGCAGCAGAUGUGAGAAGAACCGAAUCAAACGCUUCAUGUCCUGCCCCCGAGAAAAAGAGAACAAAGCCCAUGAAACCUGCAGAGAGUGAAGGGAAUCCUUGUAGUGCUGUUUAUCGUCGACCCUACAGGGACAGGGUGAUUCAUUUACUUGCUCUGAGGACUUACAAGAAGCCAGAGUUACUUGCUCGCUUGCAAAGAGAUGGAGUCAUGCAAAAGGACAAGGGCACCCUUGGAAAGAUGCUUCAGCAGGUAGCCAACUGGAAUCCAAAGGAUAAUUCCUUCAGUCUGAAGGAACAUCUGUUUCAAACCCUUCAAACUGAUUGGCCUGGCUACAGUAAAACUGAUAGAGAGAAUUUGAAGUUAAUACUUUCUAGAAAAACAGCUCCAUCUCAGAACCCCACCGGCGGCAGCCAAGCGACAUCUCCAGGGCCUUCUGAGAGAGAUGCUCCAGCAAGACCUGCUCAGAAAUGGCCUCUGGCUUCUGACUUUACCAGUCCGUUGAUGAGCAAGAAGAGGAGAAUUGGUCACCAGCACAGUCAUAUCCAGCCAGCAGCGGGUGGCCACUUUUCUUCCUUGCUUCUGCCUUCCACAUCCCUCUUCACUAUGGUCAAGCCUCCAAGUGUCGGCUCUAUUUCCCCCUGCACACCUGUGGUGCAACAAACAGAGAAAUUUCAGAGUUCCAGCAUCCCAGAGCCCGCCAGGGUGCAGAAGGAGAUCCCCAAUUCAAAUGGGAAGAAAAACGAAUUAGGGAGGCUGCAGCAGUUUUGUCCCUUGGAUUUCAAUGAAGGAAAUAGAGAAGAUACUUCCAUUGCCUCCACAUGCUCUGCAACAAGCAACCAACCAGACUAUUUGAGAAAAUACAUAGCCAUUGUCUCCUUGGAGCAAUGCCAGCGCUACAAGGAUGACUUCAAUGCAGAGUAUGAGGAAUACAGGAAUUUGCAUUCUCAGAUUGACAAUAUCAUAAAGAAGUUCAGACAGUUUCAGGAACAAUGGAAGUCUCUGACUCCAGGCUCCGAAGCCUAUCAGACUCUGCAUCAUCGAAUCCUAGCAGAUUAUCAGCAGUUACAACAGGGUAGCCCCAGCUACUCUGAAAUGAAGAGCAGGUGCCAGUACCUCCACAAAAAGCUGUCCCAUAUUCAGAGCUGCAUUUCUGAAUUUGACCAGCAGUAAGUGGAGUACUGGCACCAGACAUCUGCUUCAGCAAGGAAACAUCUAUGAACUCUGGGUUUUUUAUUUCAACUAGAAGAUUAGUUUUUUUAGGAUUUUAUAAAUUAGUAUUGAACAGUAGGUUAUUUUACCACUGAGCAGUAGAUAAUUGCUUAAAAAUGUAGGAUUAGUUCAAAGAAGUUUAGUAAGUUUAAGAAGUUGAAAGAUGAUAGUAUUGAACGUUAACAAGAAAGAAAUCUUCCUAUUGGUAAUUCCUUCUCUCAUUGUUGCUUGUGUCGUAUUUGUAGUGGGUUUCUUUUGAUCACUUCUUUUCUUCAAGUCUUCUUUCUUCAAGUCCACUGAAAUAAAUUUAUCAGUAGGGGAUGGAAGCCCACUACUUCUACUAUGAAGUUGCGCAGAUUUUAAGAAAAUAUUGUAGCAAAUGGAAAUACUUUAUGAUAAGUAUAGGAGUGGUUUUUGACCUUUCUUGUUAAUGCAAACUCUUUGUGUAAUGUGGUGAAAGGCAUAGAGGUUUGUACAAACCCCUCCCCAAAUCACCUUGUUUUGGAGGGCUACAGUGGAGUGCACAUGGGCUGCUCUAAGCUGUCAGUUGAAGCAGCUCCCAGGACUGCUUGUAAAUCAUGGCCUUAGCUUGUCAGUGAGCCAAGAAAUAUUCAGAUCUUUGCAAGCAUUCUGUAAAACACAGGGAGAAGUGUUGGAGGCAAGGUACUUCAAUGGGUUUUAAAGAGAAAUUGGGUUCAAGUGGCUCUAAAGGAUCCCUAUGAGUUUUGUAGUUUUCUCCAAACUAGUCUGUCACAAUCUCAGUCUUUUUAGGCAGACACAGCCGUUAAUUCCUGCACAGACCCAUGGGGACUUUGACAUCUAGACGCUUUCCUAAGUUUCCUGUCGGAAAUAUAUUCAGCUGACAGGGUAGACGUGUGGCCAGCAAUGUCAUCACCUUCUUUUGGGAGAGAUAUGAAAUUGACAGAGGGAAGACAAUAUUUGGGAACAAUGAAAGGUGGCUGUGAAUGCCCCUUUCUUCCUUGGAGAGUAUUCUACAAAUUCCUCAAUUGUCUCCAUGCCAAUGAUGUUGACCCCUGUACCUGAAGAGGUCUUGGGGUGUUUUGUGAUUGAACAUUGUUGCCCUUCUGUUCUCCUUCAAGUGAAGUUCAAGAAAUGUCACCUCUUGAACCCUGAGACUUGGGUCCAUUUUUGCCUGGAUCAUGGGGUGCUCCUACAGCUCUGCAGUGCAGCAGCAGCAGGAACGCUGCCGUGGGGGGCAUGGGGUGAAUUCUGCUGGAAUGCCUCCCCUUGGCCUGGUGGCUGCUGCUGGUUGUCAGAGUGUGCAAGAGUGCUGAUGGCAAGAGUGUCGCCUGAGAAAGAGGUUUUACAAGGACAUCCUUAUUCUUGGUCACAUUGCACUCUUCCUGUAAACUGCAUUUAGGAUGUGUAAUAUCCACAUACUUAUUAGGCCUGUGUAUUUCUGGCUGUCAUUUUUGUCCAGAUUCCUUAAAAAAACAAAUGAGAAAUAAAAAACACUCUAGUCAGGAAAAAACAAAAACCACAACACCUUUAAGUGGAAAAAGACUUGAAUUUUACAACAAAAAGUACAGUUGCUGGAAAGCUGCUUUAUAUGCCAGUUAAAAAUUAUUAUAUGAGCUCAGGAGGCUCUGUGAACCUUGGAUCUAACUCUGUAAGCUCAUAGCUGUAGAACAAAGCAGGAGCAUCCCUGAAGACCAGAAGGAUGCUCAAGACCCAUGGGAGUGGGGCAGAGCAGAAGAAUAUGGUGGGGAUUAGCACCCUGCUAGCUUCACCAGAAGCCUGUCACCACUCCUCUGUCCCAUGCCUGCUCACAGUUGGGGUAACCUGUGUUUCAAAACAGAUCUGAGCAUCCCAGCUUGCAGUGCUUCUAGUGAGGCUGCACCUGUGCAUGGGGUUGUCCCCACCUGCUGCUGCAGAGAAGAUUUUGGUGUAGGAAAAAGCAGAACUCAUCAGGUUAAUGAAUAAAAAUAUGUCCCAGUCUUUAGAACGUCUUUGUAUAUGAACUGGAGUAUCCUUGGUCUUCAAAAGGAUGGGCCUGUCAUGGCCCAGGCAUGUCCAGUUGAUUUCUCUUGUUAACUGAGCAUGGCUGAACAUACAAAGGAAUGUCGGUAGUUGUUGAUUUGCACUUACAGCCUAUAGUCAGCCCCCCAGUCUUUAUCCUUUUGAUCAAAGAAUAGUGAGACUUUAACAUCAUCAGCUUGGAAUUCCCAGGUGAAUCUUCAGGUCACGUGGAAAAUGUUUCAGGUUAAAAACCCUAAAACAGUCUUGACGCUGACAGCCACAAAAGAAUCAGGGCUUGCUUUCCUCUGACCAAGUCUGCCUCCCUGACACAAAGGACUUGACCAAUAGCCUGCACAAGAUGAAAAUGGAUAGAGUGAUAUUAUUGUUGGGCUCAGCCAUUGUUUUCAGCUGUUCUUGAAUGAGAAGCUGGGAGUGGAACAGAACUGAGAAAAGGGAUAGAUCUCAAUACUGGAGAGUUUAGUGUUUUUCCCCACUACCUGACCUGAACCUCUUCCUCCUUUCCAAAUGUGACAGCCACGUAUAGAGGCUAAGAAUGGCUUCAAGACUUAAUAAGAUAUAUGCUUUCAAAAUAGCCAUUUUCAUAAUAAUAACACUGAUUGCAAAAUACAUGUAGUAAAAAUCUAAUUCUGUGAGGACAUCACUUUACUGGAAAGUCAGAAGUACUGACCUAGAGAGAAAGAAUAACUGCAAACCUUUUAAAAAUAAAGCUUUGACCUGAAUUCAACCUUCCACUUCAAACUACCCUCUGUACUUGUGUAAAGUUUUGCUGCCUUAGGUGUUUGCCUUCUCUGUCUUCAACCUGAGGCUUUGGAGCAGACCUGGACUGGCUGAUAUGUCUGUCUCUGUACUGACACCAAUUUUUGCAAUGUUUUGUAAGAGAUGCUGUGGACUUACAAGGACAGCAAAUACUGUGUUACUUGCUCUCCACCAGCAGAACUUCCCUUAAUACCACUGCAGUGAAGUGGGCACAAAAGAUCUGAGGUAACCCAUGAUGGCUGCAUACCAUGUCACAAGCCUGGAAAGAGGACGCCAUCUACAGUAAAGUUAGUGCCAGUCCUCCACACGAUUUCUAAUUAUCCAUCUAUCCAUCCAUUCCCACAGUAAAUUUCUAGCAAUUCUGCACUUGCCACAAGAUGGCAAAAAUUUCACCAGACAAGCAUUUAGGAAAGAGAUUAGGAGGUUCCCACAGAUUUACAGUAAUGUCAGUGAAGAUGGGAUAAGAGUCAUAAUAGUGUCCUUGUUGCUUCCUGUUUUCAGAACCACUGGAAAAGUCUGACAGGUAACAAAAAAAAAAUGCAGGGAGCCUACAUAUACUUACCUAUAAAAAGGUAUCCCCACAGAGCCUGGGUGGGGAAUUGGCUGGAUCAAUGCUUGACCAAAGACUGGUGAUCCUCUCCUAUCUGAUGUCCCCUUCCUUUUUAUCUUUCUUCCCUCUUCCUUUAAUGCUUCAUAAACCAAACCCUUCCUCCCUUCCUCCCACUGCUACCUGAAUACACUCUGGCUUUUGGGACACUGCCUGCAUCUUCCAUCAGUGCUCAGUGCUGGUGUUGGGGCUCAGUGGCUGCUCAGUUGAGGAUAUGGGUGUCCAAGGUGAGGCUGGGGAUCUGACCAACCUGGUCUAGUGGAAAGUGUCCCUACUCAUGACAGGGGUGUUGGGACAAGAUGAUCUUUAAGUCUCUUGCAACUCAAGCCAAUGGCUCUACCCAAGCCAGUAUGGUUCUAUGAUACCAGUAAGCUACAAAAAAUAUCACCAGUGUAACACUCAAGUAUGCUAAUAUAUCCAUAAGUAAUCACAUGAGACUGAUUAGAGAUUUUUUUUUAAAUUUUGUAUCAAAAUUUUACUUAUUCAAUCUAAAAAUGUGUAAUUUAGGGUACACUAAAAGAAAAACAUACAAGAGUUUCAGGACAUGCCUAAUAAAAUAGUUACUCCUUUUUCUAACAGUUUGGUUUUGUUUUCAAAUCCACCACACCACAGCCUAAGGACAAUAGCAAAGAUUUUAUGACUAUCACGUGGAAAACCUUACUAGUGCAGAAAACUUUUUUUUUUAGUCUCUAUAAAGCUUAGUGCUAGUUUGGGAUGAGAACACACAUAUAUAGGACAGCAAAAAUUAAGAGUGUAAUCCAUUUUUCAAAAUUUAUUUGCUAAAAGUUAAUUUUGAGAGUUAGCUCUAAUGAAGGACUCAGGACUUGCAUCUCUACUUAAACUUAAGCCUAAAUAUAUAAUUUCAAAUGCUAUAGGUACUGCCUAGGGACAUCCAAAUUCAUUACUGACCUCUUUCUUUGAUACCAAUGCUGCCAGUGCCAGGGAAGUUUGGGAGGUGUUGGAACCAGUGGAAGCAUUCCAGAAACAUUUUAUUUUUUCAAAACCACUUCCAUAAAUAACCUUUUUUUUUCCACUUGGUUCCUCAUUUUUACUUUAUACCAUAGUAUAGGGUGGGGGGUUUAUAUCAAAGUAGUUUCUACUUUAUGCCAUACACAAUUAUAGAUAAAUACCAAAUUCAGUACUGCCCUAAUUCCUGACUAUCUGUGAUGGAUACAGACCUAAAGCCUCCACUAAAACCAGCUAAGAACAGCAACUCACAAAGCAUCAUUAUCUACUUUCAGUCAUGUUUCCAAAUGCUAAAAAAGGUUUAAAAAUAGCUCUAAGAUACGUACAUUUCUACAGAAAAUCAUCUUAGAGAAUGAAAAUAAGAAUGUCUAGUAAGUUUUCUUCUAAGACUUAAAAUUUAUUAGAUGGUCUACGUCUGCAAGUACAACACAUCUGCACCUGAUACAGGCAGCAUUAUGGGGAUACACAGUAAAAUGGAAACUUGGUUUAUUGUCUGAACAGUAGUAAGCAUUAAUCUCUGAAUCUCUGAAUAAAUAUUAAAUAUUUUUA
This is a messenger RNA of Vidua chalybeata, 6430 nucleotides long. RefSeq names its product RNA polymerase II elongation factor ELL2-like. The record is from RefSeq and is a predicted model, not a curated record. Gene Ontology annotation, biological process: positive regulation of transcription elongation by RNA polymerase II; snRNA transcription by RNA polymerase II; transcription elongation by RNA polymerase II. Bases 178 to 1512 code for a protein of 444 amino acids. Gene Ontology annotation, molecular function: cis-regulatory region sequence-specific DNA binding. NCBI's taxonomy places the organism in Eukaryota, Metazoa, Chordata, Aves, Passeriformes, Viduidae. Gene Ontology annotation, cellular component: transcription elongation factor complex. The transcript has 11 exons.